Messenger RNA from Anneissia japonica, 7181 nucleotides. RefSeq lists its product as uncharacterized. Lineage: Eukaryota; Metazoa; Echinodermata; Crinoidea; Comatulida; Comatulidae. Bases 1054 to 6552 code for a protein of 1832 amino acids. The transcript has 3 exons. The record is from RefSeq and is a predicted model, not a curated record.
ACCAAACUAAAAAAAAAUUAAAUAAAAAAAAAAAUAAAUAAAAAGAAAAAAAAAUUAACUUACAUUAUCCGGUUAGAGAUUUCAGAAACCUCUAAAACUGGAAUCUGAAUAGGUCUAGGCCUAUAUUCUUCAUCCCAAUUUUCGUUCCCUGUAGGUUCUUUCCCCGAAUUUACAUUUAUUGGGAUGUGAUAGGCUGCUAGCUUAGAAUUAACUGUGACCAAAUAGAAGAUAAGCCAUUGUUUUAAACAAAGGGGAGGCGUAACAAAGAAUUAAGAACGUUCCAACAAUAAGAAGCGCGCCUAAGGAAGAUAAUUAAAUAUUGACUGAAGACGGAAUUUAAUUGUUAGAUGGAUCUCAAGGCGAGAAGACAGUGCAUCAGUAAGUUGGUAGUAUAUUUAGUAGUGAAAAUUCAGUUCUUUUCUAUUCCUAUGUAAGACAGUUGAAACAACCCGGGUAGCAACGUCGGUAAAUGCAUUUGUCACACAUUCCGGUAAGAGCAAAAACAAGAACAAUCAUACUUUAUGAUUUCAGUGGUUGAUUCCUCUACUGGAAAAACAUCGGCGUUAAAAAACACAAAACUUUCCCAGCCACCGUUCUCAGAGAUCCAAUCACCAAACCUUUCAAUAGCGAAUUCACCGGUAUAUUUCUUGAGUUGAAAAAUUUCGUUCUCGCUCUUUCCCUUCGCUAUUAAAGCGCAAAAAAGAUACAGAAUCAUGAUGCGACUCCAGUUAAUUUCUUCUCCGGCAAACUUUUCUUUCAAGCGUGUGAUAAGCUGAUCGGGACAGAAACUGCUAAACGUUGACAAUUCAGGAAUAUAUUCUUUUUCUAUUUGGUCUGUUAUACGAAUAACAACAAACAGCAACGUACGUCAUUAUUCGUCUUCAACGUGCUAGGACUGUCAUUAGAAAAUCCCGCUAUGUGUCACCAGUUUGAAAACCCCGCUAUGCGUCAUCAGUCAACUUAUAAUUUUUGGAACACACGAGAGAUCAUCAGAUAUAUUGAUAAUUGGGAAAAAGUUUAUUGAAGGAUGUUCUUACAAACCAAUAUCUAAAAAUGCAAGGGAAUUUACAAAAUAAUGUUGCAUUCUACAGUGGCAAAUAUAUGCCUGUUAACCAACCAAUGGCAUCAAUGAUUAAUGGUUACAGUGUUGUGCCACAGAUACCAGAUUACAGAAACUCUAUAAACAGUAGUUCAUUCAGUUGGAACAACAACCCAGGUCUUGGUGUUAGAGGCAUUGUUCAUAAUGGAUUGCAAUCAUAUGUUAUGCCGCCAUCACAUAAUGGAGCAACUGUUACCAAUCAGUCGUUCCACGAAAGAAUGUUAUCCAGAAUUCAAUAUAUGCAGAGUGGUGUAAAAUACCAAGCAAACAACUAUGUUGAUGACACUCAUCAGGUUUACCCUCAUAGCAGUAUUAAUGUCACAAGACCUGCCAUGAAUUCUCAGCAACAUGCCAUGUUGAGGUAUUCUUACAUGCCAAGAAUUAUUAACACGCAAAGUUUAAAUCCGGUUGAACUUGGAAAAGCAGAAUUUGAGAAAGCUAUGCUGAUGAAAGGACCGAAGGGACACUGUUUUUCUAAGGAACAAGUUGAAAUAAGUACUAUGAAGUAUUCAUCAUCUCUGUACCACAAUUUAAAUUCUGAAAGCCAAAAAUAUACAGGAUCACUGGAGGUAAAUUCAGAUCCUAUUCCAGAAACAAAGUCUAAUGCCAGAUCUCAGAGUGUUGUGCCAAUAAUAGUUGAUGUCAGAAGUCUUGCUCCUGACCCUGAAACUAAAGUUUCAUUAUGCAGUAAUUCUGAAGAUUUUGUUAAACCUAUGCCGGUGUCAUCAAAACAAGUUGUUAUGGAAUUACCGAAGGGAAAUAGUCAAAAACAACCAGAUAUAAGCAAUGUUAUGCCAAAAGUAGAGUCAGUGUGGAGUAUUAGUCCUGACAACACAUCAGUUUCACUCUGUCAGGUCAACAGUGCCUAUAAUGGCAAUGAACUCAUAUCCAGUUUUCCUGUCAGACACCAAAAAAACACUGUUCAACAUACAGAGAGCCAUCCUAAUUCAGGUAUAACCAUAUCUACUAACCUGAAUCCUAUAGUAAGCUCUACAACAUCAGAUAAAUCUGAUGUACUUGGAAACAUUGAAAUCAAGCAAAAUGAUGAAAAAAAAAUUGAUUUAUUGCAUGCAAACAAUCUUCAUGUGAAGAGUGAACAAUUGCAUUGGCCUACACAUGAAUACUCGGCAAAAUACCCUUAUAAACAACAGACUUUUAAUGAGAUACUACAAUUUCUUAAAUAUGGUGAGCUGGUACAAAACAACCAGACACCUUGUAAUGCACCUUAUAUUGAGUUGGUACCUAAGUCUGCAGAUGAACACAGUAACAUGCACCCAAACAUCCAUUCUUCUUGUAAUAUAGUUCGAAGUGAAUCAGUACAGAAGUCUGCAGAGGAACAUGGUGUUAAAGUCCCAAUCAGCCAGACAUCCUGUACUAUACCUUGUGGUAACCCAGAACAAGUCAGUCAGACGUCCUGUACUAUACCUUGUGGUAACCAACAGAAGCCUCUAAUUGUACACCAUACAUACCCAGCCAUCCAGAAGUCAUGUAAUGAGAGUAAUAGUGAUGAGAUGGCACAAAAAUCUGCAGAUAAACCCCAUUUAAAAUAUAUGCUCAGCCAGCCAUCUCAAAUUGAACCUGUACCGAAGCCUGCAGAUGGGCAUAAUGCUAUAUAUCCAACCAUCCAGACUUCAUACAAUGCAGGUUGUAGUGCAUCAAAACAGGAGUCUGAGAAUGAACAUCAUGCAAAAUACUCAAACAUUCAUAUAUCUUCUAACAUACGUUGUAGUGAACUGGUACAAAAGUUGACAGUAUACCCAAACACCCAGAUUUCAUGUAAUUUAAGUCGUACUGAGCAGGGACAGAGACUUUCAGGUAAACAUAAUGCUCAGAAGUCUACAGAUGAGCAUUUUGCAGAACAGCCAAUCAAGCAGAUGUAUGCAGAUGAACACUGUGAAAAAUACUCAAACAGUCAGAAGUUAUGUAAUGUAACUCUUAGUGAGCCGGUAGUAAAGACUGCAGAUAAACACUGUACUAAAUACCCAAACAGCCAGAGUGUAUGCAGUGUACCCCAUCGUGAGCUGGUACAAGUGUCUGUAGAUGAAUGCUAUUCAAUAUAUGCAUACAACAAGACACCUAAUAAUCAACCAGUACAGAAGUCUGCAGAUGAUCAUUCAAUAUACCCCAAGAAGACAUCCUGUAAUGAACCCAUACAGAAAUCUGCAGAUGAUCAUUCAGUAUACCUCAACAAGACAUCAUGUAAUGAACCCGUACAGAAAUCUGCAGAUGAUCAUUCAAUAUACCCCAACAACAAGACAUUGUGUAAUGACCCUGUACAGAAAUCUGCAGAUGAUCAUUCAGUAUACCCCAACAAGACAUCGUGUAAUGAACCCGUACAGAAAUCUGCAGAUGAUCAUUCAAUAUACCCCAACAACAAGGCAUCCUGUAAUGAACCUGUACAGAAAUCUGCAGAUGAUCAUUCAAUAUACCCCAACAACAAGACAUCCAUUAAUGAACCCGUACAGAAAUCUGCAGAUGAUCGUUCAAUAUACCCCAACAAGAAGUCAUCCUGUAAUAAACCAGUACAGAAGUCUGCAGAUGAACUUUAUAAAAAAUACCCACAGCUAUUAGAAGAACCUAAUGCAAACACCAUUUUUAGGUGGGAUAAGAUGCAAAAACCACCAGCUACACAGCUUGCAAAUAACUUAACAAAUGAUUUGAAAAGGCCUGUGCAAAAUUUGUCAGAUGCAUCACAUGCAAGUAAUCUUGACACCAGCAUUAACAGCUGUGGUCCAAUGAAGAAUCUUCUUAAUAUGUCACCAGAAAAGGAUGGACAUAAUGAUGAUGCUAAGUGCAACAAACCAAAGAAUUAUUCAAAUCUGUGUACAAAUGGUCGACUAAUGAGUUCACUGGAUAUCCUAUAUAAAAAACAAUCAAUGAAUUCAUCAGUUUUUAGAGAUGGAGAUGGUAAACCAAGUCAGUGUUCAUCAGAUCUAAUUCAUGCAGAUAAUUCAAAUACAGAGUUAUCCAGUGAGGAUUGUAGCUUAAUGAAGAAUCCAUCAGACUUACCACAGGUGACUGAUUUACAUACACAAAAGGGCAAGAGCAUGGUAAUGAAUGAUUCAGCCGUUGCCUCUCUUGCAUUAUGCAAAGAGAAGCUAGAUAGCCAUCUGUCAAAUUCAUCUACUCAGUCAACCAACCAUAAGUAUUCUGUGACAAAUGGUAAAAUAACAAAAGUAGCAGACACUUUCAAUUCACAAAAUAAAAUUAUAGAAUGUUCUGCUAAAGGAAAUGCUGAUACAGUUAACAGUCGAGAAUCUGUCUUGUCAACCACAGCUCUUUCAGGCCAUGGCAAAACAAUUACUGACAUUAAGAAAGAACCACAGUCAGAUGAUGGUACAAGUACAAAGUUAUCCAAUGAGGAUUGUAGCUUAAUGAAGAAUCCGUCAGACUUACCACAGGUGACUGAUUUACAUACAAAAAAGGGCAAGAGCAUGGUAAUGAAUGAUUCAGCAGUUGCCUCUCUUGCAUUAUGCAAAGAGAAGCUAGACAGCCAUCUGUCAACUCCAUCUACUCAGUCAACCAACCAUAAGUAUUCUGUGACAAAUGGUAAAAUAACAAAAGUAGCAGACACUUUCAGUUCACAAAAUAAAAUUAUUGAAUGUUCUGCUGAAGGAAAUGCUGAUACAGUUAACAGUCGAGAAUCUGUCUUGUCAACCACACCUCUUUCAGGCCAUGGCAAAACAAUUACUGACAUUAAGAAAGAACCACAGUCAGAUGAUGAAUAUAUAGCACCACAAUUAACAGCAGUUCCCCAAAGUACUAAUGCUCAAAGUGGCUGCAAUUUUAAUCAGAUGUUCAAGGAAAAUAAGUUGAAGAUUAAGAUUUUGAGUGAUGAAGAUAAACAAUUACCAGCUGAUUAUUCAAUUAUAAACAUAAUGACUUGCAGAAAUAAGACUUCAUCAAGACCAAUUCUUUCAUACAGUGAAGGCGAGUCUGUCACACAACUGAUGCAUAAUAUGUUAGCAACAAAUAUGUCUGCUGAUGUUCGAGAUCUCUUCCGGCACAAUCCAAGACAGUCCAAAGGAAAAGAACUAUUUGCUCCUAAUUUGAAAGUAAUUGCAGAAAAACUGCCUUCCGAUUUUGACUAUCAAGUUAGUUUUCCAACAGAGAAUCUAAAAAAUAAUGGAGAGCAUUCAUCCAGAAAAGAUCUCUCUGCUUCUAAUUUAAAAGUGAUUAUUGAAAAGCUACCUGAAUGUCGGGUAGAAUUGUUAAACAUCAGACAUGGAAAUGUGAGAAAACGUAAACGAGAUGAGCAAGAAAUUAAUUUCCAUCUCAAAGAAGAAAUAUCAAAAAUGAAAAUGUGUAAGAAAAAUUUAGACAGUAUUAAUACAACAUUACCAGGUGAGUUGGUGCCAGGUGAGCAUAAAAGGUGCAAUACUGAUAUGAAAGUUCCAGAAAUGAAAUAUAAAACUAAAAAGAGGUAUCAUUCCUCUGAUGCCUAUUUCAGAAAUACAGGGCAACAACAGGACACCUUAACAAAGGACGUGAACAGCAAACUUUAUAAGAAAUCGUGCUUGAAAAACGUCCAUAAGAGUAUAAAAUGUGAAUAUAAAACCAAAAAAUUACGUCUAUCACCUGGAGCAAGUUUUAUUAGAAGUAGGGAACACCAACAGAAAACCAUUAAAAGGGACAUCAACAGCAAACUUCAAAAGAAAUCUCACUUGAAAGAAAUCCAUGAGAAUCAGCUAAUGAAAUCUGAAGGUGUACCUGGCUGUCAGCUAAAUCAGAAGAAUGUUCCAAUGCAUGCGCAAUACUUACCUACACACUUAGCAGAUGCUGCUUUAACAUCCUCUGAAAAGUCCGUUUCUCCGAAAACACCUCAACAAAUGUGCAUUACAUCCACCAGAAUGCCUAAACCAUACACCACCAAAAAUACUAAUAGAGAACAUACUGUAGAGGUUACAAAUUACGACCCUAAAGAAUCAAAAUAUAUACAUCAUUUUAAAAAUCUAAUUAAAAAGUAUAAUUCUGAGAAAAAGCAGGACCAAGAAUCUACAAGUUGUGUGCGCCAAAAGGCAGAGAUGUCGGAGGGUGUUAAAGGAGCCUUGGAAAAUUCAAAGAUGAAAACUAUCACUAAAACAACAGAUGCCUUGCAACCGCCAUGUGUUCAAGAUCACAUACCAGGCAAAAGAAAGUAUGAAAUGGAAACCCCUGCCCAGGGGCUGGUGAAACACUCAUUCAACGGUGUUCAAAUACCUUGCAUCACCAGGUACGACAAGGCAUUUCUACCUCUUAAUCUCAUCCACAGGUGGUUUUUUGUUAGGGAACCGCUCAUCAAGUUUAGACGUGUACUUCAAGAAUUGCACAUACAUAAACGGGAAAUGUCAGUGGAUGAACAGAAAAUGUUGGAGCCAAUCCUUAAGAAGUACAGUAUAAAAAGUUCCAAAUUAAUUAUGUUUUCUGAAUUGGUGCAUAAUUUCGACAAACUGUGUUACAAGUUGAAUUAUUGAUUGUGUUGUAUGAAUACAUUUUGUAGGUCUGGGUACAUUGAAAUAAUUUACACUUAGUCCUAAAAAUGUUUGAAACUGUAGAUUAUGUUUAGUGGCAUUUAUUAAACUAUUGGAAGCAAUAUUUUUUAUAAAUGUGAUCAUUCUUUCUUGUGCCAUAUUUUUCUAUUUUUUUUUGUGUACUGUGCUAUAUAAUGUUACCACUUGAUUACUUUUUAUGUCUUGUUUAUAAAAUUGAAAUACAGUAUUAAACUUAAGCCAAAACCUUUUUCUUAAUUUUGGAUGUUUUAAUAGAUCAUGUUAGUUACAUUUACUAAAGCGCUAAAAGCAAUAUUAUUUAUGAGUGGGAUCAGUCUUUCUUGUGUCAUUUUUUAGAUUAUUUUUUAAGCUUAUACUGUAGUACUGUACAGUAAACUUCUAUGACUUUUAAUGUUAAAUAAUUAUAUUUUAAUCUAUUUUAAAGAUUAACAUAUCACACUCCUGCCAGAACUUUAUUUUAUACUUACAUAACAUUUUAUUUUUUUUGCAUGUGCAGUACAUUUAACUUAUAUUUUGUAUUGGCGUGUUUACCUAUUAGUGUUUUUAUAUGAUGCAUUUUUUAUUUCAAUAAAGAGUUAGUGUUAAGAAAUGUA